Molecule: messenger RNA, 5625 nt
Organism: Entelurus aequoreus (snake pipefish)
Lineage: Eukaryota; Metazoa; Chordata; Actinopteri; Syngnathiformes; Syngnathidae
Gene: lpar1
Product: lysophosphatidic acid receptor 1
Exons: 4
Coding region: 251-1309 (352 amino acids)
Biological process (GO): neurogenesis; phospholipase C-activating G protein-coupled receptor signaling pathway
Cellular component (GO): membrane
Molecular function (GO): lysophosphatidic acid receptor activity
Source: RefSeq, a predicted model, not a curated record
AGUAGGUGGCGACAUCACUUUCUCCAGAAACACAACACAAGUGUCCAACAACUGCUUCCCUCUCAGCUUCAGAUGUGCUCCUCUGAGGUUGAACAGCAAAUGAGAUUCUCGCAGACAACAUCAACUUUGUCGGAAGAGUUCAAGUCCCGAGUCCAAGUUUUGGAUCGGCACAUCCACGGCGGGAAGUGAAGUAAACCCACUAAACAACAACAACAACAACAACAUCAACAACAAAAGCCAGACCACCAACAUGGGAGAGGAACAGUGCUACUACAAUGAAACCAUCGCUUUCUUCUACAACCGCAGUGGCAAAUACUUGGCUACGGACUGGAACACCGUCAGCCGCCUGGUGAUGGGUCUUGGCAUCACGGUGUGCAUCUUCAUCAUGCUCGCCAACCUCCUGGUGAUGAUUGCCAUCUACGUCAACCGGAGAUUUCACUUCCCCAUCUACUACCUGAUGGCUAACCUGGCAGCUGCUGACUUCUUUGCCGGACUGGCCUACUUCUACCUGAUGUUCAACACGGGACCAAACACUCGACGUCUGACCGUUUCCACGUGGCUGCUGCGCCAAGGCUUGAUCGACACCAGCCUGACGGCGUCCGUGGCCAACCUCCUCGCCAUCGCCAUCGAACGUCACAUCACGGUGUUCCGCAUGCAGCUCCACACGCGCAUGAGCAACCGCCGCGUGGUGGUGGUGAUCGUCAUCAUCUGGACCAUGUCUAUUGUCAUGGGGGCCAUCCCGAGCGUGGGCUGGAACUGUAUCUGCAGUCUUAGAUCAUGCUCCAACAUGGCCCCGCUUUAUAGCAACUCCUACCUAGUCUUCUGGGCGGUCUUUAACCUGGUGACGUUUGUUGUCAUGGUGACGCUCUACGCCCACAUCUUUGUCUAUGUGCGCCAAAGGACCAUGCGGAUGUCACGUCACAGCUCCGGACUGCGGCGGAACCGGGACACGAUGAUGUCGCUGCUAAAAACCGUGGCGAUUGUGUUGGGUGCUUUCAUCAUCUGCUGGACCCCCGGCCUGGUCAUCCUCCUCCUGGACGUCUUCUGCGCCAGCUGCAACGUGCUCACCUACGAGAAGUUCUUCCUGCUCCUGGCCGAGUUCAACUCCGCCAUGAACCCCAUCAUCUACUCCUACCGCGACAAGGAGAUGAGCGCCACCUUCCGGCAGAUCCUGUGCUGCCAGCGGCAGGAGAACGUCAACGGGACGGCGGCGGAGGGCUCCGACCGCUCCGCCUCGUCCGUCAACCACACGGUGCUGAGCGGCGGCCUGCACCACCAUCACCACAACAACGAACACUCGGUGGUGUAAAGAAGGCGAGCGUGGAUGUUUGGAAGGGACGGUGAGGAGACGGGGAAACCGCGAGAUGGAUUGUAGAUCGGCGAUGGACGUUGCGGCGGUGGACUCCGCCAAGGAUGAGGAGGCAUUAUCACAAAGACUUGGAAAGGAUGUUAGUAUUUUUUCUUCUGUUUUGAGUUAAAUGUGAAAUGACAGUACAAUAAUCUCCUGUUUACGCCCCAUUGUUACUUCUGUCAGGUUCAAAGAUUUAUGACAUCUAUUAAACAAGACAAGAGGCAAAGAAUUAAACAGAGACAGAAUUCAAUUUGGACUCAAUUGAGGAGAGACGCCCGGGACACUGUAGUCUUGUACAAUCCCCAGCACGCUCUGGCGAAAGAUUGUACCACAUGACCACAGCUGCUUACAGAGGGAAGCGGGUCGUAAACAGCGUUGCCUUUGGUUACAGAAGAGAAAAGAAAAGGUCGUAAACGAGUUCAAAAACAGGUUCGUAAAACAGUUCAAAAAGACGUUCGUAAAACAGGUGAAAAAGGAGGUUCAAAAAGAGGUCGUCUGGAAAUUGGGCAGAUCCUGCCUUCUCUCCGCUUUGAAGUCCUUGGGUUAGAACAAUAUAUUUCUGUUGAUUACCACACGUGAAAGAAAACAGAAAACCCUUCAUGUUGCUUUCCUCCUUACACAGUAGAGUUUUACGAGCUUUGGGAAGUGGGUCGUAAACAGCGUUGCCUUUGGUUACAGAACAGUUCAAAGAAAAGGUUUUUAACUAGUUUAAAAACAGGUUCGUAAAAAAACGUUCAAAAAGACGUUCGUAAAACAGUUGAAAAAGGAGGUUCAAAAAGAGGUCGUCUGGAAAUUGGGCAGAUCAUGCCUUCUCUCCGCUUUGAAGUCCUUGGGUUAGAACAAUAUAUUUCUGUUGAUUACCACACAUGAAAGAAAACAGAAAACCCUUCACGUUUCUUUCCUCCUUACACAGUGUGAGUUUUACGAGCCUUGGGAAGUGGGUCGUAAACAGCGUUGCCUUUGGUUACAGAACAGUUCAAAAGAAAAGGUCGUAAACGAGUUCAAAAACAGGUUCAUAAAAAACAGUUAAAAAAGGCGUUCGUAAAACAGUUGAAAAAGGAGGUUCAAAAAGAGGUCGUCUGGAAAUUGGGCAGAUACUGCCUUCUCUCCGCUUUGAAGUCCCUGGCUUAGAACAAUAUAUUUCUGUUGAUUACCACACAUGAAAGAAAACAGAAAACCCUUCACGUUGCUUUCCUCCUUACACAGUGGAGUUUUACGAGCCUUGGGAAGUGGGUCGUAAACAGCGUUGCCUUUGGUUACAGAACAGUUCAAAAGAAAAGGUCGUUAACGAGUUUAAAAACAGGUUCGUAAAAAAACUUUCAAAAAGACGUUCGUAAAACAGUUGAAAAAGGAGGUUCAAAAAGAGGUCGUCUGGAAAUUGGGCAGAUCCUGCCUUCUCUCCGCUUUGAAGUCCUUGGGUUAGAACAAUAUAUUUCUGUUGAUUACCACACAUGAAAUGAAAACAGGAAACCGUUCACGUUGCUUUCCCCCUUACACAGUGGAGUUUUACGAGCCUUGGGAAGUGGGUCGUAAACAGCGUUGCCUUUGGUUACAGAACAGUUCAAAAGAAAAGGUUGUUAACGAGUUUAAAAACAGGUUCGUAAAUCAGUUCAAAAAGACGUUCGUAAAACAGUUGAAUAAGGAGGUUCAAAAAGAGGUCGUCUGGAAAUUGGGCAGAUCCUGCCUUCUCUCCGCUUUGAAGUCCUUGGGUUAGAACAAUAUAUUUCUGUUGAUUACCACACAUGAAAGAAAACAGAAAACCCUUCAUGUUUCUUUCCCCCUUACACAGUGGAGUUUUACGAGCCUUGGGAAGUGGGUCGUAAACAGCGUUGCCUUUGGUUACAGAACAGUUCAAAAGAAAAGGUUGUUAACGAGUUUAAAAACAGGUUCGUAAAAAACGUUCUAAAAGACGUUCGUAAAAGAGUUGAAAAAGGAGGUUCAAAAAGAGGUUGUCUGGAAAUUGGGCAGAUCCUGCCUUCUCUCCGCUUUGAAGUCCUUGGGUUAGAACAAUAUAUUUCUGUUGAUUACCACACAUGAAAGAAAACAGGAAACCGUUCACGUUGCUUUCCCCCUUACACAGUGGAGUUUUACGAGCCUUGGGAAGUGGGUCGUAAACAGCGUUGCCUUUGGUUACAGAACAGUUCAAAAGAAAAGGUUUUUAACGAGUUUAAAAACAGGUUCGUAAAAAAACGUUCAAAAAGACGUUCGUAAAACAGUUGAAAAAGGAGGUUCAAAAAGAGGUCGUCUGGAAAUUGGGCUGAUCGUGCCUUCUCUCCGCUUUGAAGUCCUUGGGUUAGAACAAUAUAUUUCUGUUGAUUACCACACAUGAAAGAAAACAGAAAACCCUUCACGUUUCUUUCCUCCUUACACAGUGUGAGUUUUACGAGCCUUGGGAAGUGGGUCGUAAACAGCGUUGCCUUUGGUUACAGAACAGUUCAAAAGAAAAGGUCGUAAACGAGUUCAAAAACAGGUUCGUAAAAAACAGUUCAAAAAGGCGUUCGUAAAACAGUUCAAAAAGGAGGUUCAAAAAGAGGUCGUCUGGAAAUUGGCCAGAUCCUGCCUUCUCUCCGCUUUUAAGUCCUUGGGUUAGAACAAUAUAUUUCUGUUGAUUACCACACAUGAAAGAAAACAGAAAACCCUUCACGUUGCUUUCCCCCUUACACAGUGGAGUUUUACGAGCCUUGGGAAGUGGGUCGUAAACAGCGUUGCCUUUGGUUACAGAACAGUUCAAAAGAAAAGGUCGUAAACGAGUUCAAAAACAGGUUCGUAAAAAACAGUUCAAAAAGACGUUCGUAAAACAGUUGAAAAAGGAGGUUCAAAAAGAGGUCGUCUGGAAAUUGGGCAGAUCCUGCCUUCUCUCCGCUUUGAAGUCCUUGGGUUAGAACAAUAUCUUUCUGUUGAUUACCAUACUUGAAAGAAAACAGAAAACUCUUCAUGUUCCUUUCCCCCUUACACAGGGGAGUUUUACGACCCUUGGGAAGUGGGUCGUAAACAGCGUUGCCUUUGGUUACAGAACAGUUCAAAAGAAAAGGUCGUAAACGAGUUCAAAAACAGGUUCGUAAAAAACAGUUCAAAAAGGCGUUCGUAAAACAGUUGAAAAAGGAGGUUCAAAAAGAGGUCGUCUGGAAAUUGGGCAGAUCCUGCCUUCUCUCUGCUUUGAAGUCCUUGGGUUAGAACAAUAUAUUUCUGUUGAUUACCACACAUGAAAGAAAACAGAAAACCCUUCACGUUGCUUUCCCCCUUACACAGUGGAGUUUUACCAGCCUUGGGAAGUGGGUCGUAAACAGCGUUGCCUUUGGUUACAGAACAGUUCAAAAGAAAAGGUUGUAAACAAGUUUAAAAACAGGUUUGUAAAAAAACGUUCAAAAAGACGUUCGUAAAACAGUUGAAAAAGGAGGUUCAAAAAGAGGUCGUCUGGAAAUUGGGCAGAUCCUACCUUCUCUCCGCUUUGAAGUCCUUGGGUUACAACAAUAUAUUUCUGUUGAUUACCACACUUGAAAGAAAACAGAAAACUCUUCAUGUUUCUUUCCUCCUUACACAGUGGAGUUUUACGAGCCUUGGGAAGUGGGUCGUAAACAGCGUUGCCUUUGGUUACAGAACAGUUCAAAAGAAAAGGUUGUUAACGAGUUCAAAAACAGGUUCGUAAAAAACAGUUCAAAAAGGCGUUCGUAAAACAGUUGAAAAAGGAGGUUCAAAAAGAGGUCGUCUGGAAAUUGGGCAGAUCCUGCCUUCUCUCCGCUUUGAAGUCCUUGGGUUAGAACAAUAUAUUUCUGUUGAUUACCACACAUGAAAGAAAACAGAAAACCCUUCAUGUUGCUUUCCCCCUUACUCAGUGGAGUUUUACGAGCCUUCUUCUUGGUAGGUUUCAAAGACAGCUUUUGUCUUCUUGCCGGGCACUCGAUGUAACACAAAGUUUUUGUGAUAACUUACAAACAAUUAUUCGAACCACUUCCAUCAAGGUUUUUGUUUUGAUUAGUCUAGCCAACAGGAUUACGGGACAACUACUUCUAACGCACGCUCGUGCAGGAAUUACUUCUCAAGAACCAAAAUGGUACAUUCCACUUUGCCGGUCCACUACUGACAGUCCACAGAGAGCUGGCUGUUUAGCAUCAGCAAGCGUCUGAGUCACUGAACCGUGAGUGGAACAAUCCACGCACAAAAACAGCCAUUUGUAACUUUUCUUACAUGAAGCAGGGACAAACAAACCCCAGUAAUGGCGCUUGGCGGAAUGUGACCCACUUUCUACGGGGCGGGGUGGGGGGGGGGGGUGCCAU